AUGAUACUGGCCAACAUGAGUAUGAAGAAAAAAACUGGAAGUCGGUCUUUCAUUAUAAACAGACCUCUUGCCCCGACACCCGACCCACAAGCUCCCUCGGAGGAGGAAACCACACCUUACAUAGCUCAAGUGUUCCAACAAAAGGCAGCCAGAAGGCAAUCUGACAUCGACAAGUUCCAUGGUCCUCCUAAGAAACAAGACAGAGCUCGGAUGGAGAGUCCAGCCUUUUCUACUCCAAGGGGCUGUCUGGCCCCUGGGCAGGAAGAACUCAUCCUCCUGCAGGAAAGAGUCAAGAAUGGGAAAAUAACUGUGGAUGAAGCCCUGGAGAAAUUUAAACACUGGCAGAUGGGAAAGAGUGGCCUGGAAAUGAUUCAGCAGGAAAAACUACGCCAACUACGAGACUGCAUUAUUGGAAAAAGGCCAGAAGAAGAAAAUGUCUGUGAUAAGCUCACCAUCGUGCACCAUCCAAGUGGUAAUGAAACUGCCCACAAUGAAAAUAUGUUUUAUAACAUACCCUUCAACAAUAAGUUUCCUGCUCGACUCCAAGUUGAAAAGGAAUUUGGUUUCUGCUUGAGGAAAGAUCAUUAAAGAAGGUUAUUAUAAUGAAACUCAAGAAUCUGCAGACAUUGUGCCUUCUGGGUGAUUCAAGCUUGCUUUUGGAUUACCUGCUCUCUCCAGGGGAAUCUAUACUAUGAAAGCAGAAGCAAACCUCUGAGUUUCAGAAUUUGUUAUUGCCACAAUUUAUUGGUAUCAUACCUGCUUCAGAUGGGUAUAUUAAUAUUAAAAUAGAAUGCCAUGGAGUAACUGCAUUCUUUGAAAAUUCUUGAAUUUUACAAUGUGCUUUGCCAUGGAAGCAGCCAGUUCCCAUUUUGAAAAUUAAAAGAAAAUAAGAUCAGAGAAGUUAAAUGCUGCGUAGCAGCAUUACUGGGCCUGUCUAAGGCACUAACCUUAGAUUACUCCUCCUGUCCCUAGAAUAACCAUGAAAAUGCAGAUUCACUUCAUACAUAUUUGCCUUUUAAGUGACUGGUUUGUUUUUUUGAUUUCUCAAAUUCGGUGCUCUAAUUAUUAUUGUUAUAUCAUGUUUGCAGAAACCUUCCCUUAUUUAGAGCUUCUUUGCAUAUAACACUGAGAACAUCAUUUUUUUAAAAAAAGUUUCUAUGUCUCAAAUUAAUAUACAUUUCCAGAGUCAUUAUUCUUUAUUAAAAGCUAUAAUUUCAUCAACCUAUUUCUUAGGAAUAAUUUACUAGCUUAGAAUAGAAUGCAGUUUCAUCAUAUUAUGAUUUCCAUGUACAAAUGCUGCAAAUAAAUUGGAUGUUUAAAGCUAUGUCUGACUUUUUAAAAUAAAUGUAUAAGAAUUAA
Molecule: messenger RNA, 1359 nt
Organism: Galeopterus variegatus (Sunda flying lemur)
Lineage: Eukaryota; Metazoa; Chordata; Mammalia; Dermoptera; Cynocephalidae
Product: B-cell scaffold protein with ankyrin repeats-like
Biological process (GO): B cell activation; negative regulation of phosphatidylinositol 3-kinase/protein kinase B signal transduction; negative regulation of B cell activation
Molecular function (GO): signaling receptor binding; protein tyrosine kinase binding
Source: RefSeq, a predicted model, not a curated record